CUCGCUCGCCCGGCGCGAUGCCGGUCAAAGGAGGCACCAAGUGCAUCAAAUACCUGCUCUUCGGCUUCAACUUCGUCUUCUGGCUUGCUGGCACGGCUGUACUGGGAAUCGGACUAUGGCUUCGCUUCGAUUCAAAGACCAAUGAUAUCUUUCAGUCGGAGGAAAACAAUACGAACUUCUAUACAGGGAUUUACAUUCUCAUUGGUGCUGGCGCCCUCAUAAUGCUGGUCGGCUUCUUGGGAUGCUGCGGAGCGAUACAGGAGUCCCAGUGUAUGCUUGGCUUGAUCCCGAGAGAAAUAAAGGUGUUUUAUACAACCUUGUACGACAAGAGGAAGGACCCCAAGGUGAAAGCCAGCCUAAAGGCCUUCCAUUUCGCAUUGAAGUGCUGUGGUCCUAAUGGUGUUCCCGAAUCUGAUUAUCAAGAUACCUGCCCUGAAGACCCCAUGCCAUGCCCACAAGCCAUUGAAGACUUCUUCAAAACCAAGUUGAAUGUGAUUGCAGCCGUUGGCAUUGGCGUUGCGGUGGUGAUGAUCUUUGGCAUGAUUUUCAGCAUGAUCCUUUGCUGUGCUAUCCGAAGAGACCGAGAAAUGGUCUGAAGCCGUUUCAGAGAGUCUCGUCUCCUCAUCCAAAGAAUCUCCAGUUAAUUAACUCAGCAUUUUAAAAUGGCAUUUCUAAAAGGAUAUAUUCGUUUUUAAAGGCUUUAUUUAGUUCGGAUGUUCUUAAUUUUUUUUUUUUUUUUUUUGUGCUUUGUAAGUUUAUAAAUCUUAAAAGGAAUCUACGCGUGAAAAGAUACUAUAUUUGUAAAGCUAAAGCCCAGCCCACUUGUAUAUAAAGUUUUUUGUCUCUAAAUUGACGUCUGGCUUUCUUCAAAACUGGGAUGUAAUUUAAGUUGGAGAAAUUUUCAUACUUAAUAAAGAUUUAAGACCACAU
Molecule: messenger RNA, 930 nt
Organism: Protobothrops mucrosquamatus (brown spotted pit viper)
Lineage: Eukaryota; Metazoa; Chordata; Lepidosauria; Squamata; Viperidae
Gene: CD9
Product: CD9 molecule
Cellular component (GO): membrane
Source: RefSeq, a predicted model, not a curated record